UAAAUAAGACCGGAGUUACAUUAAGCACUUCUGUUCAGCCAUCAUACACAAUCCAGGUGUAAAGCAAGGCUAACAGAAGGCAUUAAACAAAGCAAAGCACAAUUUCCUUCUUUCUAAGAGAACACAAAGAGCUGAACUGCUGCAUUUUUACUGGAGGAAGUCUGUGUUUGGUCUGUAACAUAUGCAGCUUCUGCAUUUCUCCCACUUCUUGAUGUUGUAAUCACUGGAACAGAUCAGAGUCCUGCAGCAGUCUGCCUUGAGCACGUGCUGUGAGUGAAGCAAACGUGAAAUCCUACCACACUCGCUGACAUCGGUGAGGAGGGCUGCUGAGUCGUCAGUCUCACAGACUGUCAGCUGACACUUUAGUUGCAUCAACGCAGAAAUUAGGGAAAUAGCAUGUCGACUCCUCUUUCUUUUCAGUCAAAGUCUGACAUCUCGUCUUUUCAGAAUAUGUCGACAGACGGAGUCCUCACCACCCAAGGAAAUUUCACUUCGUUGUGUCCUAAUGGGUCCCAGUGGGUUUGGAAAGGGCUUGGGGAGUGUGCCCAGGAUGCGAGGGAUAUGGCCAGCAUCUACCUCGGCCUCCUGUCCAUCCUCUGUUUCAUGGUGUCUUCACUUCCACAGUACUAUAGCUCAUGUAAAACGGGGAAUAUGGACAGUGCCCUCUCUAUCUGGUUUCUGCUGCUGUGGCUGGGAGGUGACUCCUGCAAUCUGGUGGGCUCCUUUUUGGCAGACCAGCUUCCACUUCAGACAUAUACAGCCAUUUAUUAUGUUCUGGCUGACCUGGUGAUGCUGGCCAUGUACACAUACUACAAGAUAAGCAACAGAGUGGCUGAACGUAGGAGGGUUUUGAAUGUGGUGGGUUUAGUCUGCAUCCUCGGCUUCACCGCAAGCCUCACUCCCCUCUCGGGAGAAGGCAUCCAGCAGGAAAUGAUCUCCUCUGGGUUCAGAAGUCGCUCCUUGCUCUCAACCUCUGAUGCCAGCUCAAUCCAGGCUUUCACCCCGAAAGAGAUCAUAGGUUUCUCCAUCGGUUCAAUCUCGUCAGUGCUCUACCUCUGUUCCAGACUUCCACAGAUGUACACUAAUUUCAAGAGGAAGUCUACAGAGGGAGUGUCUUACUUCUUGUUCGCUUUGGUUAUCCUGGGAAACACUAUGUAUGGCCUGAGUGUCCUACUGAAAAACCCUGACCAGGGCCAGGGUGAGAACAGCUACCUCGUCCAUCACCUGCCCUGGCUCAUCGGCAGCCUCGGCACCCUCUCCUUAGACCUCAUCAUUUCAGUCCAGUUUCUAAUUUAUCGCAAAGCUCGGCCACAUGUGGACGUCAGCUCUGACGAGACAAGGCCUCUGAUCAGGGCCUGAGCAACACCCUGAGAGUACUGGAGGGACCUCAGCUACCACUCUCCUACAGUGAAAUCUUCACAAUCCCUGUUCCAGCACAACUUCAGGAUCAAGACAAACUGUACACUUUAAUUUUAUAGUUUUAUUUAUUAUGCAUGAAUACUCUUUGUUUACAGUGGGUUUUUUUAAUCUACAAAGUACAGUGACAGCUGAUUUUAUUGUUUUAAAGGGACAGUUCAGAGUUUCAAAUGUUGGGCAUAGAAGGAAACUCCUCCCGUCACCCUGAACUCUCAGUUUAAUGUCAGACCAUAUGUAGAUGUCAGAAACAUGCUGGUGGGAGUCACUGUACCACAUGGAGGUUUUUACUGGUGCUUUUAAUUUGUCAAAUACUGUAACAGUUGACCUCUGACUCCAAUUGUGUUUACAAUGCUAACCUGUAACCUGCAUCUUUUGUUUCUAGGCAGUGAUGUGUCUGACUGGAAAAGAAGGAAUUCAUAUUGACUCAGUUUCAGCCAGAAAUAUAACCUUACGCAAAAAGCCUUUCAAACAUUUUUUAACUUGUAAUCUUAAAGUCUUAUUAUCCCUUCUAUUCUCAUAUCCUAUACUAGUUUUGAUUGCACUAGUGGUAAGUCUUGUCAGAUGUUAACUUUCUUGCUCCAUUCGUGCAUUUUCAUCUUCUCAGUUUUGCACAUUUCACCACAAAUGUUGGUUUUGUACUUUGUUAAAUACAGACCUGAUCAAAAUCUUAAGACCAGUUGAAAAAUUGCUAGAAUUUACCUUUUGCACAUUUGUAUCUUAAUGAGGUUUUAAGUAGAGCUACAAUAUGCAAAAGCAAGAAGGGGGAGUGUGACAGAAAGCACUUUGAAAAAGUAAUUUAUUGAAAACAAGUAAACUGAAAUGGGCUGUUUAUCAGCUGAUCAAAAGUUUAAGACCAUCGCUCAAAAAAUAACAAAAAACUCUCCUAACCAGAACAAAAAAUGUUCUCCGUAAGACUUAGUAAUGAGUAGCUCCACCGUUCUUGUUAAUCACUUCAACAAUUCGUUUGGGCAUGCUUGAUGCGAGUGUUUCCAGGAAGCUUUUGGGAACAUUGAUCCAAGUGGUGAAGAUGGCUUCACGAAGGGCAUCAGCUGUCUGGAACUGAUGGCCAUUUUUAUAAACUUCCCUUGCCAUCCAUCCCCAAUGUUCUCGAUGGGAUUUAAAUCAGUGGAACAUGCGGGACGGUCCAAAAGAGUGAUGUUAUUCUCCCUGAAGAAGUCCUUCAUCAAGGGAGCAUUGUGAACUGCAGCGUUGUCCUGUUGAAAAACCCAGCUGUUACCACACAGACGAGGGCCCUCAGUCAUGAGGGAUGCCCGCUGCAACAUCUGCGCGUAACCAGCCGCCGUUUGAUGACCCUGCACCACCUGAAGCUCCAGUGUUCCACUGCGUGAAAAAGCACCCCAGAUCAUGAAGGACCCCCUCCACUGUGCCGAGUAGAAAACAUCUCAGGUGGGAUCUCCUUGUCAUGCCAGUAACUUUGGAAGCCAUCUGGACCGUCAAGGUUAAAUUUUUUUCUCAUCAGAGAAUAAAACUUUUUUCCACCUUUCAAUGUCCCAUGUUUGAUGCUCCCUGGCAAAGUCUAAAUGGGCAGUUUUGUGGUGUUGAAGAAGACGAGGUCUUUGAAUUCGUUUUUGAAACCCUUUUCCUGCAGAUGCUGUCUGAUGAUUAUUGCGCUGCAGUCGGCACCAGUAAGGGCCUUAAUUUGGGUUGAGGACUGCCCUGUGUCUUGACAGACAGCCAGUCGGAUCCUCCAGCUCAGCGCAGGUGUAAUUUUUUUUGGGUCUACCACUUGACUUUUUUGUUCCAUAAUGCUCAGGAUCUUUCAAAAAAUUUAGAAUGACCUUCUUAUUGCGUCCAACCUCGGCAGCAAUGGCACGCUGUGAGAGGCCUUGCUUAUGCAGCUCGACGAUCCGACCACGUUCAAGAAGAGAAGGCUUCUUAGCUUUAGCCAUCAGGAGGGCAUGACUGUGUGAAUGGCUGACAGAAAAUGAGAAUUUUAAGCAGAUUUUGGCUUUUAUAAGCCUGUGGUCUUAAACUUUUGAUCAGCUGAUAAACAGCCUAUUUCAAUUUACUUGUUUUCAAUAAAUUACUUUUUCAAAGUGCUUUUUGUCACACUCCCCCUUCUUGCUUUUGCGUGUUGUAGCUCUACUUUAAACCUCAUUAAGCUCCAAAUGUGCAAAAGGUAAAUUCUAGCAAUUUUUCAACUGGUCUUACGAUUUUGAUCAGGUCUUUAUAUUUAGUGUGUCUGUGUCCAGUAAAGAAUAAAUAAAUGAUGAAAUCUUAACUGUCA
Molecule: messenger RNA, 3664 nt
Organism: Acanthochromis polyacanthus (spiny chromis)
Lineage: Eukaryota; Metazoa; Chordata; Actinopteri; Pomacentridae
Gene: slc66a1
Product: solute carrier family 66 member 1
Exons: 8
Coding region: 397-1359 (320 amino acids)
Source: RefSeq, a predicted model, not a curated record